CGGCCUCGGGCGCCGGGAGAUCGCGUCCCGGAACAGUGAGUUCCAUGGGAAACGGCACGAGUAGGCUCUACAGUGCUCUCACCAAGACACUCAACAACAGUGCAGCCGCUCAGCACCCGGAGUAUUUGGUGUCAGCUGACCCAGAACAUCUGGAACCCAUCGAUCCUAAGGAGCUUCUCGAGGAAUGCAGAGCUGUUCUACAUACUCGGCCACCCCGAUACCAGAGGGAUUUUGUGGACCUAAGAAGAGAUUGCCCCAGUAGCCACCCUCCCAUUAGAGUCAUGCAGUGGAACAUCCUUGCCCAAGCUCUUGGAGAAGGCAAAGACAACUUUGUGCAGUGCCCUGUUGAAGCACUCAAGUGGGAAGAAAGAAAAUGCCUUAUUCUGGAGGAAAUCUUGGCCUACCAACCAGAUAUAUUGUGCCUCCAAGAAGUGGACCACUAUUUUGACACCUUCCAACCACUCCUCAGUAGACUGGGCUACCAAGGCACAUUUUUUCCCAAGCCCUGGUCCCCGUGUCUCGAUGUUGAACACAACAAUGGACCAGAUGGCUGUGCUUUGUUUUUUCUCCAAAACCGUUUCAAGCUCAUCAGCAGCACCAAUAUUAGGCUGACAGCCAUGACCCUAAAAACCAAUCAGGUUGCCAUCGCACAGACCCUGGAGUGCAAGGAAUCCGGCCGACAAUUCUGCGUUGCUGUUACCCACUUAAAAGCCCGCUCUGGCUGGGAGCGGUUUCGAUCAGCUCAGGGCUGCGACCUUCUUCAGAACCUGCAGGACAUCACACAGGAAGCCAAGAUUCCCUUGAUUGUCUGUGGGGACUUCAACGCAGAGCCAACUGAAGAGGUCUACAAACACUUUGCUUCCUCCAGCCUCAAUCUCAAUAGCGCCUACAAGCUGCUGAGUCCUGAUGGACAGUCGGAGCCUCCGUACACGACCUGGAAGAUCCGGACCUCAGGGGAGUGUCGCCACACCCUGGAUUACAUCUGGUACUCCAGACAUGCUCUGAGUGUCACAUCUGCUCUGGAUCUGCUCACUGAAGAACAGAUUGGGCCCAACCGGCUCCCGUCCUUUCAUUAUCCUUCAGACCACCUGUCACUGGUGUGUGACUUCAGCUUUAAUGAGGAGCCUAAUGAACUUUUAUAAACACUGUCAUUUUAAUCAUGAGAGUCUUAACCAGGGAUGUUUUGGGAAACUGAAGUAUGAUAAGAAGUUGCCUGAAAAAGGACACCCAGUUUCUGCCACUUCACUCUCCAUCAUUUUCCAGCAUGCCUUGGAAAAGAAUUUGUUCACAAACCUUUCCAAUUAAAACCUGCAGCAAAAAGGGUACUUGCACUCCACUUUGGGCUUGUAUUGUUGAUUUUCCAUACCAUUCUCCAUUCUCAUUUAAGGGCAUUAAAUUAGACUUACUUGGAAGUUGUUUUUGUUUUUUUGUGUUUUUAAGUUGAGGGUGCUAUAAAACUCAGUUUGUAAGCCCCUCAGAAAUAAAGUAUGAUAUAGGAAGUUUUCUAGACAACAUUUCAAGUUAUUUGUGGGAUUUUUAAAUGUCAGCAAGAAAUGCAUGGCAAUAUUUAUUUUUUAUAUCUUCAUGUAAAAUUAAAUGGAUUAUAUAGCAUUUUAGGUAACUUAGCACCUGGCAGGAAUAGGCAUAAUUUCCUUAAAAUUUCAAAUUGUUUUUAUUUGGUGAUCUAACAGAAUGUACAUUAAGGAACUAUAUUUUAUAGCUCUGAGGCAUUUGUGACUUUAAUAAGUACAUUAUUCACAGAUAAUCGCUGCUGUUUGCUAUGCCUCCAACUUAUCUGUUGUGUUUCCUGAAGAAAUUCCAGUUCGUUUUCAACUAAAUAGUUUUCGCUAUUUAGUCAUUGUUAAAUAUUUGUACUUUUUUGUUGUACAUGUGAUGAUUACUCCAUGACUUCUUUUGGAAUGUGCUUUUUACAAGUAGCUUUAGGAACAGUGGCUAAGAAUAGUAGUAAAAAUUCCUUCUGAGAUGAGGACUCCAGAAAUCCUAUUGAGCAGCCAGGUGUGAUCAAAAUCUGUGUGUUGGAGGCCAGCUUAGCCUGUAUAUGAAGACCCAUUCUCAGAAAAAUCCCAAAGACAGCCAGAUGACUGGGUUCAAAAUUUCUCAGAGAAUUUAAGAGUAGAAAUGAUAACCUAGAGUUCUCUUCGAAUUGCUGAAGCCUGUUCAAAAAAAGUAAAAACAAAAAUAACCCACUGGUGGUAAAAUGGUAAAUGUUUUAUUGUAUGAGUUCUAAAUAUUAUUUAAGAUUAAUAAAUAGACUUAUAACAGAG
Molecule: messenger RNA, 2285 nt
Organism: Cricetulus griseus (Chinese hamster)
Lineage: Eukaryota; Metazoa; Chordata; Mammalia; Rodentia; Cricetidae
Source: RefSeq, a predicted model, not a curated record